Molecule: messenger RNA, 687 nt
Organism: Diversispora eburnea
Lineage: Eukaryota; Fungi; Glomeromycota; Glomeromycetes; Diversisporales; Diversisporaceae
Source: the annotation of a GenBank genome assembly
AUGCAAACACAUUCUUUCGAACUCUUUCCUGAUCGUGGGUUAAUUCACAUUUUCUUAUUUAGUGAAGUAAAAAAUUCAUCCGAAUUAAGAAAACGGUUAUUAUCUCACGAUACGGAGUUAUCUUAUGCUUUCAUUAAUGCUCGAAUACUUGAUGUCUUUCAAUUAUUAAUUGCCAUUAAUUGUGCUUUACAUAAUGAAAAAUGUUCAAUAUUAAAAACUCGUAAUAUAAAUUCGGAAAUUGUAUAUAAUCUUUCUCCCAAUACAAAUAUCAAUGAAGCAUUAAGAAGGUUUGGAAUUUCCGAUGAUUCAACUAACAUUAUUGUUGUUAAAGUUGGAGGAGAAGCUAAUGAGAUAAAAUCCCAUCUAACUUCAUUAAUUCAAGGUACGGAAACUUCAUUAGAAAAUCUUUUUAAAUUUGGUGAUUUGGGAAUUAUCAAAAAAUAUUAUAGAGUUGAUAAUAAGGUUAAUGAUGUUAAAGAAAUUUUAAAUAUUAUUGUUGGAUCUAUGGCUGUUAAAAUUGAGAUUACAGCAGAUCCUAUAUCAAAUCCUCUAUUAGCAUCAGGAGGAUGUUCUGUGUACUUUAAAAAAACUUUAUCAAAAUUAAUUGAUAAAGUGGUUAAGGAAUUUGGUGAUAAAAUGAUUUUGGCUUCAAUCACAUUUGGUCUAAAUCGAUCAACUGCUGGUUGA